Molecule: messenger RNA, 1523 nt
Organism: Antechinus flavipes (yellow-footed antechinus)
Lineage: Eukaryota; Metazoa; Chordata; Mammalia; Dasyuromorphia; Dasyuridae
Gene: NANS
Product: N-acetylneuraminate synthase
Exons: 6
Coding region: 115-1194 (359 amino acids)
Biological process (GO): carbohydrate biosynthetic process
Molecular function (GO): N-acylneuraminate-9-phosphate synthase activity
Source: RefSeq, a predicted model, not a curated record
UGCGGUCUGGGGUAGGCUGGGCUGGAUUGUUCUACCGGAGGUUAGAGGGUCUGGGGACGGAACCCCGGAAGCAGCGGUGGGUCUGGCUUUCGCUGCCGGGGACUGUCUGUCACGAUGCCGCUAGAGCUGGAACUGUGCCCCGGCCGCUGGGUCGGGGGCAACCAUCCCUGCUUCAUCAUUGCCGAGAUCGGGCAGAACCACCAGGGCGAUCUGGACGUGGCCAAGCGCAUGAUCCGGAUGGCGAAGGAGUGCGGGGCUGACUGUGCCAAAUUUCAGAAGAGCGAACUGGAAUACAAGUUCAACCGUCGGGCUUUGGAGCGACCCUACACUUCUAAACAUUCCUGGGGGAAAACCUACGGAGAGCACAAACGCUACCUCGAAUUUAGCCACGACCAAUAUCGGGAAUUACAGAAAUAUGCUGAGGAAAUAGGGAUUUUCUUCACCGCCUCUGGAAUGGAUGAGAUGGCGGUUGAGUUUCUGGAUGAAUUGAAUGUUCCAUUUUUCAAAGUUGGAUCUGGAGAUACUAACAAUUUUCCCUAUUUGGAAAAGGCGGCCAAGAAAGGUCGUCCAAUGGUUAUUUCCAGUGGUAUGCAGUCCAUGGACACGAUGAAGCAAGUCUACAACAUUGUGAAACCUAUAAACCCAAAUUUCUGCAUUCUGCAGUGCACAAGUGCCUAUCCACUACUUCCUGAAGAUGUCAAUCUUCGUGUAAUUACGGAAUAUCAGAAAGCAUUCCCCGACAUCCCCAUAGGAUAUUCUGGGCAUGAAACAGGCAUUAUGGUCUCAGUGGCUGCAGUUGCUUUAGGGGCUAAGGUACUAGAGCGUCAUGUGACUCUGGAUAAAACUUGGAAAGGGAGUGACCAUCAGGCAUCUCUGGAGCCAACCGAAUUAGUGGAGCUGGUGAAAGCAGUCCGUCUCGUAGAAAAAGCCUUGGGAUCGCCAGUUAAACAGCUCUUGCCAUGUGAGAUGGCCUGCAAUGAGAAGCUGGGUAAAUCAGUGGUGGCCAAAGUGAGGAUUCCUGAAGGUACCACAUUGACAAUGGAUAUGCUCACAGUGAAGGUGGGUGAACCAAAAGGAUAUCCCCCUGAAGGCAUUGCCAGUCUCAUUGGCAGGAAGGUCAAAGUGAAUAUUGAAGAGGAUGAAACCAUCACAGAAGAAGCAAUAGAAAAUUUGUCAAAAAAAAUAAAAUCUUAAAAAAAUGACAUUUAUUGAGUUCUUACCUCCCUGUCUCAGUUUUGGAGAAUGAAUGAAUGAAUGGAUGGUUGGGAAAAGUGGGCUACAAAGUAUUUAAUGAGUAAUUGUCACAUAAAUGAAAGAAUGAUUUUCACAAACUAUUCUCCCAUUUCUAUAACUUUCUAAAUCAAAAUACCUUCUCUGACCAUUACUGUUCUAUAACAUUGUAUCAUCUGUUAGAAUGUAAACUCCCUGAGGGAAAGGAUUUUAUUCACUUCCUAUUUUUGUAUCCAGAACUUAUAAUGCUCAGCAUAUGUUAAGAUUUAAUAAAUUAUUUUUCAUUGAUUUGA